This is a messenger RNA of Electrophorus electricus (electric eel), 1205 nucleotides long. It is a transcript of the gene c12h10orf53, whose product is annotated as chromosome 12 C10orf53 homolog. Lineage: Eukaryota; Metazoa; Chordata; Actinopteri; Gymnotiformes; Gymnotidae. The record is from RefSeq and is a predicted model, not a curated record.
GCAUAGAUUGUGUGGUAGAAAAGAGUUGACCAUUUUGUGUACUUGUAGCUGUCGGUUGUUUUUGCUCUUUGCUGUUGCUGUUGGUUGAUCUUUUGCUGUUCUAGUUUAGAAAUCUGAGAUUAUGACACAUACUUCACCGAUCAUCGUCCGAUAUGGUCCUUACGAAUCGUGUGGUAUUGUUGAACACAGGACAUUUCGCCUAGAAGGUCUCCAAGCGACUCUGAAAGAAUGUGGCUACAUCUGGGUUCUAGAAAAAACGUCAGAAUGGAACCAGCUGGAACUCAUGAUCAACGGAGAAUGCGUCUAUAAAUGUAACAUUAACGAUCUUGAAUUCGGGGGUGAUGGACGACUUGAUCCACUGUGUCAAGAUGCCAUAGACACAGUAAGGAGUGCAUACCAACAACACCAAAUAUAAUAUGUAUUUUGUGCAGUUUGAUAAAAAUGCUAACAAAUAUUUCACAAUGUUAAUUUUAGUAUAUUAUUGUUAAGUAACCUUGUGGUCAGAAGUCACACCUCCAUUUUGUGAUAAAGAUUCCACUGUUUUAUAUUAACCCUCUUUUUCUUUGGUAUGGUUACAUUGCUAUAUAGAGAUACAACAGGGUAACUGUUCUAUGUCCUGAACUGUAAAACAUUUGUGCUUACACAUUAUCACAUCUGAAAAUAAAUUCUGCAUAACUUAUUAAGACCUGCUUAAGCACAUACAUGGUACACCAUUAACUUGUUUCUACAGGUUAUGAGAAUACUGUUGGGCAAUAAACACUGCCAGUUAAAUACAAUCUAAUUUUCCAAAGGAGACUUAACAAUGGCAUCAUCAAUUAUUGUAUUGCUCACUGUGUGAAAAUAUAUGCAGUAAAACAUAGUCUUAUCUGACGUAAGAUUACCAGUGCGUACUCUUCCUAUUUAUUGCUUCCUGUUUUUAUAAGCACACUGAUAUUAACACUAAGUACAUUCCCAAUGCUGAACCUUCAAAGUAUAUCAUAGUCCCGACAGGUAGAGUGUGUUUUGACAGCCACAAAGUAUAUUGUGGCAGCCAAAGAGAAUAUUGCUACUUGUCACUGUGCCAUCUGUUUAAUGUCUGCUGUACUUGUGAAUAUGACUGAAUAGUCUAUUUUUAGUUCCUCAAGCAGAUGGAGAUAAUAGUGAUAUUCUGAAUAGAUGCAUUAACAUUCUAAUUCUAUGUCUAAAUAAAUAUAGUGCAUUGACAA